AUGGACCACCCAUACCUCAUCGCGCUCUUGUUCUCCAUUGUGGGCUACGGCUGGUACCUCCAACGCGAUCUGGCGGAGGAUAUCUUUAAGAGACCGCGCGAAGCAUACGGAGAGGCAUUUGCCGCACACGGCCCUGUCAUCGGCGUCCGGCGGAAGGGUAACCUGGAGUACAUCGUGAAUCACGAGUACGCCCGAUACGUGCUCACGUGCGACCGCCUCUUCAGCUUCGAACGAGGUUCUGCCGCCAUCAUGAACCUCCAGCCUCUCAUGGCCUUCACAGAAGGCGCGCUUUUCCGCGACCUGCAGGACUUCGUCAGGGACGGUAUUGUGAAUCGCAUCGAUGAAAUAGUCGAGAGGAUAUGGCCUCUCUUCCAACGCGACACGAAAGAGUUCAUACAAAUGUCGAUCGCGGGCGCGAAAGACGGGAAACACCCCAAUUGCCACGACCAUUACCACAACACGAUCGCAGAGACCACUCUGAUUCUGCUUCUGGGACAGGAUUAUGUCAACGACCACAAUCUGGCGACCAUCGAAGACGUGUCAAACUGCAUGGCCGAACUUACGGGGCAGUACCAGAAUUUCUCGCUGGUGGGCAGAUAUCUCCCCUACCUCUGGAUUCUGUAUACCUGGGUGAAAGUCAUUCUCAUCCGCAUUCCGCUCGGCUUCUUCCGCACCUUCGGCCCACAAGUCUGGCGCGACAUCGAUCAAUACGAACGACUGAUGUCUGAGGCUGAGCGCUCCGGCGGCGCAUCUCUGCUAAAAAUGAGGUUCCCCAAGAGUGUUCUUUACCUCAUCACCAAAACGUACUACCGAGCGAACGGCGGGAAAAGCAUCGGCUGGGCGCGGCGGGUAUAUAUCGCAGUCCUCCUACUUUGUCUGAUCUUUGCUGCCGUACACACAACCACCGUCGUCUCCCAGUGGGUCCUCUGCCAGCUCGCCACCCGCCCGGAGUACCUCGAGCCUCUCCGACAAGAGCUCUCCGAGGUGCUCGAAGAGGACGACACCGGCGCGCUGCGCCUCACCGCGCGCUCCUUACGGCACGCCCGCCUCAUGGACUCGUUCAUCCGUGAGGUGAUGCGCCUGAAAGGCGACACAAUCGCCGCGAUGCGCUACACGACGUGCGACGUCCCGCUCGGCGACGUCGUCAUCCCCAAGGGCUCGUUCGUCACCGUGCUGGCGACGACGGUGCAUGAGAACCCGGACGUGUUCGGCGACGCCCCGCGCGACUUCAACGGCUUCCAAUGGGCCGACUCGGGCAAGGAGGCGGUCAUGACCGGGCCUGCGCACAUCGUCUUUGGGCUCGGCCGCUUCGCGUGCCCCGGGCGCGUGCUCGCUGUCAACGAGAUCAAGCUGAUCGUGAUGUCGCUCAUCGCGCGUGCGACGCCGUCGCUGCUCGAGGGCAAGUUCGAGGUCGCAGACCCGCUCAACACGGUGACGCAGCCGCCGAAGGGCACGCUCGUCUUUUCCCCGAUCGGGAAGACGUUUCUGCAGUGA
Messenger RNA from Epithele typhae, 1494 nucleotides. RefSeq names its product cytochrome P450. Bases 1 to 1494 code for a protein of 497 amino acids. Lineage: Eukaryota; Fungi; Basidiomycota; Agaricomycetes; Polyporales; Epitheliaceae. The transcript has 12 exons. The record is from RefSeq and is a predicted model, not a curated record. Gene Ontology annotation, molecular function: iron ion binding; heme binding; monooxygenase activity.